Acanthaster planci (crown-of-thorns starfish) is the source of this 1569-nucleotide messenger RNA. RefSeq lists its product as uncharacterized. The record is from RefSeq and is a predicted model, not a curated record. Lineage: Eukaryota; Metazoa; Echinodermata; Asteroidea; Valvatida; Acanthasteridae.
UAAAAGGCCUUGCUCGUACUCCAUGUGUUCAAGCUAUAAUAAACAGAGAGGGAGUUGCGGUCCUAUUUGUGCGCGUCAGAAAGAAGUUUGAUACAGUGCCAACAGCUUAUAAUAUAGGGAGGAGUUGUGUGAAAAUAUUGAGGCUCGUGAUUUCACACGUAACUACCUGAUGGACGUAUUGCUUCCUAAACUAUAGAAGUGUCGAGCGUAUUGCAGAACCUGUUAUUCUUGAAUGCUUGAUAAAUCGUUUUCUCCAGCCAAUGGUGGUCUGUUGCAAGAAAAGACUGAGCUCGAAGCAAGUAGCUGAGAAGCUUGAAUUCGUUAAGCAGAACCACACUUGCAACCGUGAUUGAGAUCGAGUGUACACCGAACAGCACAAGACAUGUAUAGACGUCACAUUCAUGAGAGGCUCCUUAUUGCGGUAGAACAAGGGGACCUUCCCAAUGUUCAACUUGCUGUUCAGCAGGGCGCUAACAUCAACGAAAUACCGUGGGGUAUGGAGUCAGUGCUGAUGCGAGCUAUUCGUUGCCGCCAUUCACUUGUGGCUGAGUAUCUUAUUAAGCAAGGCGUUGACCUCGGUUAUCAUUAUGAGAAAACGAGCUCCCCGCGAGGCCCCACUAGACCGAUGCAAGAAACGGCAAGAGACUACGCAGAGUUCUAUGACCUGCCGGACAUUGUCGAGCUAAUCGACCGGAAAACGGGCCAUUUCCGCUAAAAAGAGCAAGACAGGGUUGGGACCACUACUUUUGGGCGUAAGAUGACGAAACAUGAGGACACUAGACCGACGGUCACUUUUGCUGAUACGGAAACUUCCAACAGAGAGAAGUUGUCAAAGGCCCCUAUAGCCUAUCAUAUUGCCCCAAAACCUUGACGCAUGUUGAACGAUCCGGGGAGUGUGUGAUAGGGGUGAAUUCGUUACAAUUAGUGUUCAAUUAUUAUAAGACAGUGAUAGCCCAAAGUUUGGAGACACCGUUUUUGUAUUAAAUGUACAGAUAAUUACAGAAUGAACAGGCAACGAAGUUCAAUCUGAUUUGUUACGGUAUACCGAUACGUUACGAUUCGUGUUACUUAUAUAAAGUAGCCAGAGGCGGUGCCAGGUGUGUAGAAAAUCUGUAUGCAUGUAGAUUGUCAAACAGUCAUUCCUUUUUAUUAAACAGUCGUUUCUCUACAAUAGACUACUUGUUAAUGAAAACUUUUGUGGAUAUAAUUCGACUCAUUUCGUAAUGUGGUGUGUGUGAUAGCAUUAAAUUGUCGACGGACUAUUACGUCAUGUCUCCAAAAAGAAAAACAGAAUUAAAACACUCGUUUCGGCCAUCUGGAAUAAUUAUUUGCUGGAACGUAGACAUAAAUGUGCCGAAUGAACACAUUCAUUUUUACUCGGACGCUUCUUUUGGGGCUACAAGUUAAAUCACAUUGUCAUGAUAGCCUACUCUGGAAAACGUGAUCCAUUUAUUUCAAACAAGUAGGCCUAAGUAACAUUCAUGCAUUUUGGAGGUAAAGAAAAAUUGAAAAAGUCAAAGUUUCAUUAAAAGAACGUGAAUUAGGUUUCAGGUGUGGACUCAAAGUAUG